AGACGGCAAAUAGAGGACAGGUCAAGUUGGGAACUAUUGGGCUUUACACGGUUAAUUGAUAGGUAAGUUGAACCCAUAUUCACCGCUCUUAGAUUUCAUUCUUUUUCGUAUCACAUUCAGUCUCUGGGGUCGCGUCGAUGUCCAUUGACCAGAACUGCUGUUGACAGCAUGUCAUUAGUUAUUGGGCGCUAUCGAUCACAUUUUUAGAAUGUUUACCGUUCAAUUGUUUUCUUGUGGAGCUGAUCAAUUGUUAUUGAUGUACGCCUGUCUUCAUCCUGACAAUAUUGACACACAGGCUCUUAUUGUGAAUGAGCAUGGAAAUAUAAGGUUAAAGUUAUUGACACACAUGCUCUUAUCGCGAUUAGGGGUGGAAAUCUAAGGUUAAAUGUAUAGAUUAUAAAUGCGCUUGUAAUGCACGAGCCUUUAUUUUAAGAUAUGUAUUGGCUUUGACUUUAUUUACCUAAAAUAUUUAUCUGAUGGUUUGUGUAGCUAUACGUAUAAGUCCAAGGGCUCUUAUUGAUGUGGAUGGAUUAUAAGGGCUCUUAGUUAAAUGUAAUGAUCAAUGGGCUCUAAAUUAUACAGAUGGAUGAAUGGUGUUUUAAGUUAUACAGAUGGAUGAAUGGGCUCUUAUAGAUAUAUAAAUAGAUGAAUGGGCUCUUAUAAAUAUAUAUAUAUAUAUAUAUAUAUAUAUAUAUAUAUAUAGGUGGAUAAAUGUGUUUUUAUAUAUAUAGAUAGAUAUAUGGGCGUAUAAAUAUAAAGGUGGGUGAAUGGAUCCUUUGUUAUAUAGAAAUAUAAAUAGAUAAAUGGGUUUUUUUAAAUAUAUAUAUAUAUAUAUAUAUAUAUAUAUAUAUAUAUAGGUGGAUUAAUGUGUUUUUAGUUAUAUAGAUGGAUAAAUGGGCGUAUAAAUAUAAAGGUGGAUGAAUGGAUCCUUUGUUAUAUAGAUGAAUGAAUGGGAUCUCAGUUAUAAAUAUGGAUGAAUUGGCUCCUAGUUAUAUAUAUGGAUGAAUGGGCUCUUAGUUAUAUAAGUGGAUGAACGGGCUCUUAGUUAUAUAGUGGGAUGAAUGGAUUCUUAGUUAUGUAGAUGGAUAAAUGGGCUUAUAAAUAUAAAGGUGGAUGAAUGAUAUCUUAGUUAUAUAAAUGAAUGAAUGUGUUCUUAUAUAUAUAGAUGGAUGUAUGGGCUCUUAUAUAUAUGUAUAUAUAUAUAUAUAUAUAUAUAUAUAUAUAUAUAUAUAUAUAUAUAUAUAUAUAUAUAUAUGUAUGUUCAUAUAUAUAUAUAUAUAUAUAUAUAUAUAUAUAUAUAUAUAUAUAUAUAUAUAUAUAUAUAUAUAUAUAUAUAAGUGUAUGAGUGGGCUCUUAGUUAUAUAGUUGGAUGAAGGGAUUCUUGGUUAUAUACAGGGUUUCAGCUAUAUAUUAAGCAAACGUAUCCAUACGAUUGUUACACCAAAGUCUAAAACAUUCCAAUGGUUGAGUACCGUAGGACAAGAUGUAAUGAAGACAAUAGGUUCAGACCCAAAAGAUGGUCAUUGACGUCAUGAAGCUCGAAGCUCGUGUGUCUUUGAAAAUACAAAUAGAAAGAAAUCUUUGCAAAGGGGAUUAGUGUAAGUAAAUCAAUGCGCACCAACUUCAGGACAUUUCUCACCAACUUCAGGACAUUUCUCAUCUAUGGACUAUUUCUUAGAUGAUAUGCCUUUUAUAGCUCAUCAGAUUUAGGCCCAUGAUACAUUAUGAAUGGCCAUAAAAUCAGUUACAACUCAAAUGCUCUGAUAUCACGAUAAAAAAAAUAUCAAUUUUCAUUCCAAACUGCCUCGAAUAAGAUCCCUUUGGUAUUAAGAUGUUAAUUUGAACAGUUAUCAGACAGUAUCAAAAUUAAGGCCUCCACUAAUAUGAGACCUGAGUCAAAUGUUCCGACUGACAAAAUUGUGGGGCACCUGACCCCAAUGUGGGGCAACUGACCCCAAUGUGGGGCACCUGACCCCAAUGUGGCUCGGGGCAUACUUGUACAUUUUUUUUAUUAUUGGCAUGACCCAUUGACCGUUAUAAAAGCUAAUUAUGACUGACUUUAAAAUUCUUAUAUCGUGACUUUUAUGGCAACUGCAUGACUUUUAUUGAAUGAGUGUUCGAUCGGUAUUCAUCGAAUGAUACACACUUUGAGUGCGUCCUAUUCAAUGAAAGCUCUUUCAUUGUUUUGAUUGAACACUUUUGAUAGAGAUAGUGGUGACCCGGUGACAACUGAGGAAAGGGAUCAACCAUUGCUUUCUCAUAAUUAUAUUUAUUGAUCUUUAUCUAAACGCUUACCUGAUUGUGAAUGUGCUUGUUGAUGUGAUUUUUUAUGUCAUUGUGAAUGUGAUUGUGAAUGUGAUGGUGAAUAUGAUUGUUUAUGUCAUUGUAAAAGUGAUUGUGAAUGUGAUUGUUAAUUCCUUAACGAUUUUUUAAUGAUCGCUCAAACGUAUUUGAAAACUCUUACAUUAAAGGGAUGACGUCAUCAAAUAAUGUACACAAACUAUAAUUUUUAAUUAACAUUUCAAUUUUCUAUUUAUGCCAGUAAUUUGCGAUCUAUACCACUAAUUUCCAUUAUUUAGGGCAGCGGUUCUCAACCUGUGGGUCGUGACCCCUUUGGGGGUCGCGGGACCCUUUUCCAGGGGUCGCGUAAGACCAUCUGAAAACAUAUAUCCUUACAGCUAUGAAGUAGAAACGAAAAUAAUUGUGUGGCUGGGGGGUCGCCAUGACACGAGAAACUGUAUUAAGGGGUCGCUGCACUAGAAAGGUUGAGAACCACUGCUUUAGGGUAAGAUCACGAAGGAAAAUGAAAUUAUCUUCGGUGUGAAAGGAGCAUAAUGGGUGGGUGCAUAUCAUUUCCGCUUUCAUAUUGUUUGUGGUUUUCAUGGGUUGGCUGAGUAAAAAUGACGUCACCGUGAAUUGAGAGGAAAGAAAUUAUUCAGAGUAAAAGUAUAAAUUCUAUUUGAAAAACUCUAUCAUUGGGUCUGUUUUAAUUAACCCUACUCAGCUUACUGGAGUCGAGUUUAGAAACAACAAACAUGAUUUUAGAACCAACGCAACGUGGUAAUAAUUGGCGGCAACCACGGGCAAGCUACUCUGUUUUACAUACAUUUAAAUGUAGUCUAUACCAGUAAUUUCCUAUCUUUGUCAGUAAUUUCAAAUCUGUGACAGUAAUUUCACAUCUGUGCCAUAAAUUUCCCUUCUAUGCCAGUAAUUUCAAAUCUGUGCCAGUAAUUUCAAAUCUGUGCCAGUAAUUUGACAUCUGUGCCAUAAAUUUCCCACCUAUACCAGUAAUUUCAAAUCUCUGCCAUAAUUCUCACCUAUACCAGUAAUUUCAAAUCUAUGCCAUUAAUUUCCCACCUAUGCCAGUAAUUUCAAAUAUGUACCGAUAAUUUCAGAUCUGUGCCAGUAAGUUCCCACUAUACCAGUUAUUUCCUAUUUAAUUUCCCCCAAGACUUAAAUUGAAGUCCAGCUUCGGUUGGUUAUAAGAACACAUUAGGGCCAUGACGUCACAGAAGGACACAACCAAUCGAACGGCAACACAGCAGCAGCUUCCGUUUUGUGUCCUCAGCGACCAGACGUCGUUAGUAGUUCAUCUAAGAACUAAUGCGCUAUGAGAUUUGUAUAUCCAAAGAUUUCCACUCCCCACCCCAUCUUAAAAUCCCCCAACCCCCUCUCGCACCCCACCCCAAAACAUACUUUCACACAUUUAAAAAAAAAAAUACCCAUAAGACAAAUCACCCUAUUUUUAAUGAUACCUCUUGGGGUUUAAUUCCAAGCUCUAAAGAGAAUCUUAACAGUUGUGCUCCGUCAUUGUAUGUGCUGUACAUUGACUGUUCUCAUCGGGAUAUCAUGGUGACCAUGAUAACAAGAAAUAAGUGAAUAAGUGUCCACCUGGCUAUUGUAAUCUGAUUUUUUAAAUUAAAAUCAAUCAGGCAAAAAUUAUUCUAGCAAUUUGUUUAGUUCAUAAUUGAUCCUAGACUUAAAGAUGUUGAAAUGAACAUUUUUUUUUUAUAAUACCAAUUCUGUUUUAAGGAAAUUCUUUUUAACGUUAUCUUCCUCUAAUGUCUAGAAAAAAUAUUAUGAUGUUUAAGGCAUAUAACUUCAUAUGAAUAAUAGUUUGUUCAAUGUAAGCUCUUCAAAUUUUACCUUAAAAAGAGUAAUAUUGACAUUGACCUACAUUUCGGUAGCACCAGCCUCCUCACACUGGACGUCCCCCCUCCGCCCUAUCAAACCCCACUGAUCUCUGUAGCAGCCGGCCGGAUCUUGGGUUUGCCGCCGAAUGUUGCUAUAUGAUCAUUUCCGGCGAAGUUUCAGUUUCGUCCGAAGCAGAAAAGAUAAAUUUUGGUUGAUUUUCGUUUUUUUUUUUUUUUUAAAACCUAAAUCGCAGAAAGUCUCAUUAGUUUUUUGUAGUUUCGGCUGAAAAUAAUUUUUUAACGUUCGGUUUGGUUUCGGUUUUGGCGAAACCCAAAAAAAUAUCAUUUCCGGCGAAGUUUCAGUUUCGUCCGAAGCAGAAAAGAUAAAUUUUGGUUGAUUUUCGUUUUUUUUUUUUUUUGAAAACCUAAAUCGCAGAAAGUCUCAUUAGUUUUUUGUAGUUUCGGCUGAAAAUAAUUUGUUAACGUUCGGUUUGGUUUCGGUUUUGGCGAAACCCAAAAAAAUCGCAUUCGGGCGGUCUCUAGUUCACCGCCAACUUAUCAUCUACAUAGCAACCUCAUGGAUAUUUAAUUUGUUUUCUCAACACGCCCACCCCGCCGUGGGAACUUGAAAGCCGUGCUUCUACUGGCGCCGUACGGCAUGUUUAGACUGAAUAUAAGCUGGGUACAUGAUAUUCACCGCAAGUUUUGAUAAGGGCCGAAAAACAACAUUGAUUUUUUUUUUUACAGGGACACGUGACCUCUGGUUUACUGAUUGAUGAAAAUUUCAUUAGGGAUUAAAUCUCUAUACAGCUGUUGCAUGAUUGGACUAAAAUUUAAUCAGCAUAAAAUUUUAAAAAAAAACCCCCCCCCCCCCCAAAAAAAAAAAAUAAUAAAAAAAAAAACAUUAUUGAAAGCUUCUCGACAACUUUGAUCAGAAAAAACAAGGAAUUGCCAUUUCUUUCAUUGCUAAGUCGGCUGUUAUCAGUUUAAAAGGGCACGACGAUCAAUACGUGUCGAUAUUCUCUCCCUUUGUCCAAUAUUCAUUGUUGUUUGAAGAUUAGUGAUGUGAGAAAGUGGACACGUGGGCUGCGUGGUUGCAAGGGAAUUCUGGGAGUGUGGUGUUAGACUUUGCCGGAGACACACAAUUUAAUUGAAUUCGAAUGUCCAUACUCAGAGUUACAAUAAGGAGAUCUCGAAUGUGUGUGUGUGUAUGUGUGAAUGACGUGGGGGUGGGGGGUGGUCGCAAGCUAAUGUCUUCUGACGUGGUAACUGUCUCAUAGAAACCUAGGUAUUUUAAUCUCAGCAUUAAAUUAGUUAUUGAUGUGAGAACUAGGCAGUGGGUGAAAAAAAAGGGGAGGGGUGGAGUGGGGAGGGGGUGCUUCUUUUCUUAAUAUGGAGCUUGAGCCCAUUUUCUGUCUACGUGGGGUAUGGCGUCACAAUCUUGGCCCACCCCGAGCAGCACCAAUCUAAGUAGUACAAUCGGAUCUAGGACGAUUCGCCGCUACCAUUUCGCCUCCACCAUUUCGCCUCCACCAUUUUGUCUCCGCUGUUACGCUGACGGGACGGUAUUGCUAGCGACUGAAGGCAUUGAGGGCGAUUAGGCAUUGAUGACGACUAGCGGCAUUGAUGACGACUUAACAAACAAAUCAAUGGCAUUGUGCGAUAUGUUCAAGCGAUUUUCUUUGUCCACUGUGAACAUAUCUGAUCUAUCUGCUAAUAGUGUUCCAAUAUCUGGUCUAUUUAUUGAGAGUGUCGUAAUAUCUGGUACAUCUAUUGAUAGUGUCCCAAUAUCUGGUCUAUUUAUUGAGAGUGUCGUAAUAUCUGGUACAUCUAUUGAUAGUGUCCCAAUAUCUGGUCUAUCUAUACUGAUAGUAUCCCAAAUAUCUGGUCUAUCUAUACUGAUAGUGUCCCAAUAUCUGGUCUAUCUAUACUGAUAGUGUCCCAAUAUCUGGUCUAUCUAUACUGAUAGUGUCUCAAAUAGCUGGUCUAUCUAUACUUAUAGUGUCCCAAUAUCUGGUCUAUCUAUACUGAUAGUGUCCCAAUAUCUGGUCUAUAUAUACUGAUAGUGUCCCAAUAUCUGGUCUAUCUAUACUGAUAGUGUCCCAAUAUCUGAUCUAUCUAUACUGAUAGUGUCCCAAUAUUUGGUCUAUCUAUACUGAUAGUGUCCCAAUAUCUGGUAUAUCUAUUGAUAGUGUCCCAAUAUCUGGUAUAUCUAUUGAGAGUGUCGUAAUAUCUGGUACAUCUAUUGAUAGUGUCCCAAUAUCUGGUCUAUUUAUUGAGAGUGUCGUAAUAUCUGGUACAUCUAUUGACAGUGUCCCAAUAUCUGGUCUAUCUAUACUGAUAGUAUCCCAAAUAUCUGGUCUAUCUAUACUGAUAGUGUCCCAAUAUCUGGUCUAUCUAUACUGAUAGUGUCCCAAUAUCUGGUCUAUCUAUACUGAUAGUGUCUCAAAUAGCUGGUCUAUCUAUACUUAUAGUGUCCCAAUAUCUGGUCUAUCUAUACUGAUAGUGUCCCAAUAUCUGGUCUAUAUAUACUGAUAGUGUCCCAAUAUCUGGUCUAUCUAUACUGAUAGUGUCCCAAUAUCUGGUCUAUCUAUACUGAUAGUGUCUCAAAUAGCUCGUCUAUCUAUACUUAUAGUGUCCCAAUAUCUGGUCUAUCUAUACUGAUAGUGUCCCAAUAUCUGGUCUAUAUAUACUGAUAGUGUCCCAAUAUCUGGUCUAUCUAUACUGAUAGUGUCCCAAUAUCUGAUCUAUCUAUACUGAUAGUGUCCCAAUAUUUGGUCUAUCUAUACUGAUAGUGUCCCAAUAUCUGGUAUAUCUAUUGAUAGUGUCCCAAUAUCUGGUAUAUCUAUUGAGAGUGUCGUAAUAUCUGGUACAUCUAUUGAUAGUGUCCCAAUAUCUGGUCUAUCUAUUGAGAGUGUCGUAAUAUCUGGUAUAGUUAAUAGUUGCUGAUAGUGGUAUGCCUACUGCGGAUGAGAUGUAAAAUAUAUGGCCUAGUAAAACAAAUAGAAGACGAUUCGAUGCAACUGCCUCCCAAAGUUAACGUAUGAUGAGAUCCCCCCUACAAAGUACACCCCAUAAUAUUGCAUUAAAGAUGAAUAACGUCAGGCAGAUUGUCAUCAAGACUGUACGUUCUACCAGGGACAAAGGAUCGACAUUCAGAUUUCAGUACUUCAUUAAAUUUAUGGAUGAUCUAGGAGAACGAUGGAGAAUAUUGUACACACAAAAAUUUAGGAAAAACGAUUCUCGAAAUCUUUCACACUCAACUCGUUUAUGUAAACACAAUAUGUGCCAGAAGCUGACUUUGAAAACUGGCUUACAGAUAUGACAUUUUUAGUAGUCUUGACCGCAUAUUUCAAUGAUCGAAACAUUUGUCUUCAAGGUGAAAACCAACUGAUGUUUAAUAAUUAUAACUUUCACAGGGUCUUGAAUGAAAAUGAAAGUCUGGCAAACAUAAAUUAAGGCAAACCACUUUAUUCAUUUCGACAGAGUGGCUAAACACGACUCCAGUAACACAACCCAAAAAUGUUCAGCCUUGCCUUUCAAUCCGAUACAGGAAUUUGAGAAGAAGUUUCGAGAUUUCUUUAAAAGCUAUCAAAUUGUGGGUAUUAUUUUCGACUCCAUUUUCAGUCGACAUAACCAUAAUCCCUGCUAUAUUACCUGCGAAUUUUCAAAUAUACAUGGAAUUUACAGAGCUAUAAUAAAAAAUUCAAUUUAAAGAAAAACCAUGCAUCUCAUUAAUGGACUUCUGUAAGAUAUAGCUUCCAAGUCAAAAAUAUAUUAAACUUCUCCCUACUAAUAAUUUUAUGUUGCUUUCUGUAUUGAUUCUCUAUUGAUUUUAUAACACAAAUUUAAUCAAUCAAUGAAGUUCAAAUCACUUAAAGUCUCGGUCCUGUUGUCCUCGGAUUAAUGAAAAACCUGGAAAUGAGAAACCCUAUUAAGGACUAGUUAAUAAAUGAUGAAAAUAAGGAGAAUUUUUCUUAAGUAUUUUUUAAUGUCGAUAGCUAGCCACAAGGUACACCGCCCUUCCGCAGCCACAAAUUGAUCUUUCUUUGUGCUGUAUUGCCAGCGUGAUGGUAUCUGUUCUGUUGCCAACUAACAACACCAAUUGAUCUUUCUUUGUGCUGUAUUGCCAGCGUGAUGGUAUCUGUUCUGUUGCCAACCAACAACACCAAUUGAUCUUUCUUUGUGCUGUAUUGCCAGCGUGAUGGUAUCUGUUCUGUUGCCAACUAACAACACCAAUUGAUCUUUCUUUGUGCUGUAUUGCCAGCGUGAUGGUAUCUGUUCUGUUGCCAACUAACAACACCAAUUGAUCUUUCUUUGUGCUGUAUUGCCAGCGUGAUGGUAUCUGUUCUGUUGCCAACUAACAACACCAAUUGAUCUUUCUUUGUGCUGUAUUGCCAGCGUGAUGGUAUCUGUUCUGUUGCCAACUAACAACACCAAUUGAUCUUUCUUUGUGCUGUAUUGCCAGCGUGAUGGUAUCUGUUCUGUUGCCAACUAACAACACCAAUUGAUCUUUCUUUGUGCUGUAUUGCCAGCGUGAUGGUAUCUGUUCUGUUGCCAACUAACACCAACCAUGUCAUCUCAGGUUACAGCCCAUGGGCCGGCUCACCUUACCAAGCUCAGUAGGUUACUGAACUUAAUCUUCAUCAGCGGACGAGAUGGUCAUGGGGUCCUGGCGUGACUGGGUACUAGGGCAGUGGGGUCCUGGUGGGACAGGAAGGGCAGUGGGGUCCUGGUGGGACAGGGUACUAGGGCAGUGUGGUCCUGGUGGGACAGGGUACUAGAACAGUGGGAUCCUGGUGGGACAGGGUACUAGGGCUGUGGGGUCCUGGUGUGACAGGGUACUAGGGCAGUGGGGUCCUAGUGGGACAUGGUACUAGGGCAGUGAGGUCCUGGUGUUACAGGGUACUAGGGCAGUGGGGACCUGAUGUGACAGGGUACUAGGGCAGUGGGGUCCUGGUGUGACAGGGUACUAGGGCGUGUGUUCCUGGCGUGACAGGGUACUGAGGCAGUGUGGUCCUGGUGUGACAGGGUACUUCGGCAGUGGGGUCCUGGUGGGACAGGUACUAGGGCAGAUGGGUCCUGGUGGGACAGAGUACUAGGGCAGUGGGGUCCUGGUGUGACAGGGUACUAGGGCAGUGGGGUCCUGGUGUUACGGGGUACUAGGGCAGUGGGGACCUGAUGUUACAGGGUACUAGUGCAGUGUGGUCCUGGUGGGACAGGGUAGUAAGGGAGUGGGGUCCUGGUGGGGCUGGGUACUAGGGCAGUGAGGUCCUGAUGGGACAGGGUUCUAGGGCAGUGGGGUCCUGAUGGGACAGGGUUCUAGGGCAGUGGGGUCCUUGUGUGACAGGUACUAGGGCAGUGUGGUCCUGGCGUGACAGUGUACUAGGGCAGUGGGGUCCUGGUGUGACAGCGUACUAGGGCAGUCGGGUCCUGGUGUUACAGGGUACUAGGGCAGUGGGGUCCUUAUGUUACAGCAUACUAGUGCAGUGUGGUCCUGGUGUUACAGGGUACUAGGGCAGUGGGGUCCUGGCGUGACAGCGUACUAGGGCAGUGGGGUCCUGGUGUGACAGGGUACUAGGGCAGUGGGGUCCUGGUGGGACAGGGUACUAGGGCAGUGGGGUCCUGGCGUGACAGACUAGUGCAGUGUGGGCCUGGGGGUACAGGGUACUAGGGCAGUGUGGUCCUGGCGUGACAGCGUACUAGGGCAGUGGGGUCCUGGUGUGACAGGGUACUAGGGCAGUGGGGUCCUGGUGUUACAGGGUACUAGGGCAGUGUGGUCCUGGCGUGACAGCGUACUUGGGCAGUGGGAUCCUAGAUUGACAGGGUACUAGGGCAGUAGGGUCCUAGUGGGACAGGGUACUAGGGCAGUGGGGUCCUUGUGGGACAGGAUACUAGGGCAGUGGUGUCCUGGUGGGGCAGGGUACUAGGGCAGUGGGGUCCUUGUGGGGCAAAGUACUAGGGCAGUGGAGUCCUGGUGGGGCAGGGUACCAGAGCAGUAGGGCCAUGGUGGGACAAUACACUAGGAAAAGGAGUCCUGGUGAAGCAGGAUGGGGGUGGGGGCAGAAGGUCGUAGGGUGAAAUGACCUUGGGAUUUAUAGGGUAUACGGGGGGAAUAGGUUCAUAGAGAUCAGUAGGACCAUUAAGGAUGAUAUGAUACCGAGGGAUAAUGGAUCAAAGAGUGAUAGGGUAUUGGGGUCGAUCAAGUCUUCGAGGCAUAUUUUAUCAAAAUAUUUAUAAGGCUUUGAAAGAAAGGAUAAGUUGGUAAAAUUUAAUGACGUCAUCAAUCUCACCUAACUCUCUCUUUUGUAAGAAUUUAUUUAUUUAUUUAUUUAUUUUUGGGGGGGGUCUUUUUUAAAGUCUGUCUAUGUUAUGGAAGAAGCAAACAUGUUGAACUUUGACUCUUGACCCUUGACAUGUUAGUUUACCUCGUGUACUGGUUUAUUAUUUUAUCCAAUUUAAACAAUAUUUUAUGUUUUGAAAAUGAGCAUGUUCCUUUCGAAAAAAACUUGCUGUAUUUGGAUUGCCUAAAAUGAGAGCAAGCCCCAUUCAACAAAUAAACACACACAUACCCACACACUGAUCCACGCAAUCCACACACGCACACACCCAAACACACCGACAGACACACACGCACCUCUGUUCAGACAACUAAUCUUGACCUGAUUGUGUUUACCAUAUACAAUGCCCCGCAAGUGUGUCUGACAAAUAUAACGGGAAUCCUAUCGUCUGUUCAAUGUCCUUGUCCGGCACACUGGCCGGACACGUGCAUUGAUGCAAUUUGGGACAGAAAUGAGAUUAUCUCCCCUCGAUAUUUGCAAAGCUAAAGUGAGUGUUCCCUACGUCCAUUUUUGUGAGAUGAAUUCUUUUGAUGCAAUGACAUUAUCUGGAUGCCCUCCUCGCUAUUGCAUUGUAUCACUUUAUGACAUAAGUACAUCUACUCUACAGUGAAUGUCUUAUGUCCAAUGGCUUUCAGGAGUCUAUCGCCCUGUAACUUUUCAACCCCACCUUUUCUAUCUUCUGCAACCCUGCCAAUGAUUUGACAACGUCACGUACACCCACAAAAGUAAAAAUUCAUUUAAAUUUAAAAGAAAAACAAUAUCUUCCUACUUAUUUUUGCAAAUAAUCACGAAGAAAAGGGCAUCAACUAGAAAAUAAACUUGUAACUAAUUAGAGAAAGUAAAACACGAAUGAAGAAUUUUAUUACUAUAUAUAUAUAAAUUAAUAUAUUAUUUCAUAAAUUAAAGGUCAGUGGCUCUUCUGUUCAUAUUAUUACUUAUUCUCACACCUCGUCAAAUGGCACCUCACAUCCCCAGAAAUACCACCUCACAUCCCCAGAAAUACCACCUCACAUCCCCAGAAAUACCACCUCACAUCCCCAGAAAUACCACCUCACAUCCCCAGAAAUACCACCUCACAUCCCCAGAAAUACCACCUCACAUCCGCUGAAAUGCCACCUCGCAUCCCCUGAAAGGUCACAUCGUAUCCCUUGAAAUGUCACAUCGCAUCCCCAGAAAUACCACCUCACAUCCCAUGAAAUGUCACAUUGCGUCCCCUGAAAUGUCACCUCGCAUCCCCUGAAAUGCCACCUCGCAUCCCCUGAAAUGUCACCUAGCAUCCCCUGAAAUGUCACAUCGCAUCCCUGAAAUGUCACAUCACAUCUCAUGAAAUGCCACCUCGCAUCCCCUGAAAUGUCACCUAACAUCCCCUGAAAUGUCACAUCGCAUCCCUGAAAUGUCACAUCACAUUUCAUGAAAUGUCACCUCGCAUCCCCUGAAAUGGCACCUCGCAUCCCCUGAAAUGUCACAUCGCAUCCCUGAAAUGUCACAUCACAUCUCAUGAAAUGUCACCUCACAUCCCUUGAAAUGCCAUCUCGAAUCUACUGAAAUGUCACCUCACAUCCCUUGAAAUGCCAGCGCGAAUCCUCUGAAAUGUCAGCUCGCAUCCCCUGAAAUGUCACAUCGCAUCCCUGAAAUGUCACACAACAUCUCAUGAAAUGCCACCUCGUAUCCCCUGAAAUACCACCUCACAUCCCCUGAAAUGUCACAUUGCAUCCCCUGAAAUGCCACCUCGCAUCCCCUGAAAUGUCACAUCGCAUCCCUGAAAUGUCACAUCACAUCUCAUGAAAUGUCACCUCACAUCCCUUGAAAUGCCACCUCGAAUCCCCUGAAAUGUCACCUCACAUCCCUUGAAAUGCCAGAGCGUAUCCUCUGAAAUGUCACAUCACAUCCCCUGAAAUGUCAAAUCACAACCCCUGAAAUGCCAACUCGCAACCCUUGAUCUAGCGAUGCUCACAUUUAAGUAUACCCCUAUUGAUUCCACCAUUUCGUGUGAUUGGACAAGUCACACCAACAUAGUGCGGCUUCAUUUCAAUCAUUUUUAUCGCCAUUAAGAAUGUUUUUGGCCUUUUUCUGAAGGCCUCUACAUCAGCGGUUCUCAACCUGUGGGUCGCGAUCAACUGUGAAAAUUGUAAGAUUGGGACAGCCCCAACGCAUCAACUUUGAGAAUUGGAAGAUUGUGACAACACCAACAGAUCAACUGUGAGAAUUGGAAGAAAGUGACAACACCAACAGAUUAACUGUGACAAUAGGAAGAUUGUGAUAGCACCAACACAUCAACUGUGAGAAUUUGAAGAUUGUGACAACACCAACACAUCAACUGUGAGAAUUGGAAGAUUGUGACAACACCAACAGCUCAACUGUGAGAAUUGGAAGAUAGGGACAACACCAACAGAUAACUGUGGCAAUAGGAAGAUUGUGAUAGCACCAACACAUCAACUGUGAGAAUUGGAAGAUUAUGACAGCACCAACACAUCAACUUUGAAAAUAUGAAGAUUGUGAAACACCAAAUGAUCAACUGUGGCAAUAGGAAGAUUGUGAUUGCACCAACACAUCAACUGUGGCAAUAGAAAGAUUGUGACAGCACCAACACAUCAACUUUGAAAAUAGGAAGAAUGUGACAACACCAACAGAUCAACUGUGGCAAUAGGAAGAUUGUGCUAGCACUAACACAUCAACUGUGGCAAUUGAAAGAUUGUGACAACACCAACACAUCAACUGUGAGAAUUGGAAGAUUGUGACAACACCAACACAUCAACUGUGGCAAUUGAAAGAUUGUGACAGCACCAACACAUCAACUGUGGCAAUAGAAAGAGUGUGACAACACCAACAGAUCAACUGUGGCAAUAGGAAGAUUGUGAUUGCACCAACACAUCAACUUUGAAAAUCGAAAGAUUGUGACAGCACCAAUACAUCAACUGUGAGAAAUGGAAGAUUGUGACAACACCAACACAUCAACUGUGGCAAUAGAAAGAUUGCGAUAGCACCAACACGUCAACUGUGGCAAUAGAAAGAUUGUGACAGCACCAACAGAUCAACUGUGAGAAUUGGAAGAUUGUGACAGCACCAACACAUCAACUUUGAAAAUAGGAAGAUUGUGAUAACACCAACAGAUCAACUGUGAGAAUUGGAAGAUUGUGACAGCACCAACACAUCAACUUUGAAAAUAGGAAGAUUGUGACAGCACAAACAUAUCAACUGUGAGAAUUGGAAGAUUGUGACAACACCAACAUAUCAACUGUGAGAAUUGGAAGAUUGUGACAACACCAACAGAUCAACUGUGAGACUUGGAAUAUUGUGACAACACCAAUAUAUCAACUGUGGCAAUAGAAAGAUUGUGACAGCACCAACACAUCAACUGUGGCAAUUGGAAGAUUGUGACAGCAUCAACAGAUCAUUCCGUGUAAUGCUAUAACAAUAUUUGUAAAACACUCAGACUGAGAUUAAACUGGAACAGCAGUGAUAUAGAUUUUUCCAUUGUACAUUUGUCAUUACCCGCCCCCCCCACACUUGCCCCCCCCCCCUUUUUUUCCCCAUGCCCGCCCUCCCCACGUUCUAAAUGACGCACUGAAAGUCGCCACUAGAGUCAUGUCACACUUGUUGGGGCGUCAAUGACAAUUGUCACCGUGGAGCUGUGUUGUUCAUGGCUGUCAAAUAAAUGUGUUUACCAGGGGUUCUAGAGCAGCGUGAAAUACAUUUUGCUUGGGGUACUAUGUGUAGGUCAAUUUUUAUUGUGUGUGUGUGGGGGGGGGGGUUGGUGAUUGUGUUUGUGACUGUUCUGUGUGUGUGUGUUGAACUAUUGUGUGUGAGAAUAUUUGUCUGUUGGGACAAUUAGUUUGUGUAUGUGACUAUUUGUGUGUAUGUAUGUGGGGACUACUUGGGUAUGAAAACAAUUAUGUUUGCAAGUAUUGUGGACUAAUUAGUGUAAAUGGACAAUUUGUUUGUGUAUGUGUGUGGAUUUGGUUUAUCGUUUGUGAGUCUAUUGUGUAUGUGACUUUUAGGGUGUGUAUGUCUAUGGGACUAUGUAGACGAUUGUGUGUGUGACUAAUGUGUAUGUGACUAUUUGGACGAUUGUGUGUGUGACUAAUGUGUAUUUGACUAUUUGGACGAGUGUGUGUGGGACUAAUGUGUAUGUGACUAUUUGGACGAUUGUAUGUGGGACUAAUGUGUAUGUGACUAUUUGGACGAUUGUGUGUGUGACUAAUGUGUAUGUGACUAUUUGGACGAUUGUAUGUGGGACUAAUGUGUAUGUGACUAUUUGGACGAUUGUAUGUGGGACUAAUGUGUAUGUGACUAUUUGGACGAUUGUAUGUGGGACUAAUGUGUAUGUGACUAUUUGGACGAUUGUAUAUGGGACUAUUGUGUAUGUGACUAUUUGCUUGUGUAUUGUGCGUGGGACUAAUGUGUAUGUGACUAUUUGGACGAUUGUAUGUGGGACUAAUAUGUAUGUGACUAUUUAGACGAUUGUGUUUGGGACUAAUGUGUAUGUGACUAUUUGGACGAUUGUAUGUGGGACUAAUGUGUAUGGGACUAUUUGGACGAUUGUGUGUGGGACUAAUGUAUAUGUGACUAUGUGGACGAUUGUAUGUGGGACUAAUACGUAUGUGACUAUUUGGACGAUUGUAUAUGGGACUAUUGUGUAUGUGACUAUUUGCUUGUGUAUUGUGUGUGGGACUAUUUUUUUGCGAUGAGAUCUUGACGUAUUAUCAAAACUGUUUCUUGAACUAUCUUCUCUGAGUAAACAACCCCUGCUUUGUUUGGUAUUCAAGCGCCGCGGACCUUUUUGUCUUGCGGAGAUGAGAUGUGAAAUGGGGAGGCGUAAAAGGGAGGGGGGGGGGAUGUCCCGGAUCAAUACAAGACAAUAGAUCUUGAGCUCAGGGGUCGGUCUAUGGCUCUGGAUCGAGAAAAGUCAAUUAAUAAAUUAUUUGAUUGUUUUUGUUUUUUUAAUUAAGAGGGUUGAAAAAUUAUUAAAAAAACGGAAACCAGAGAUAGGCCCAGGACCAACGCUUUACUUGGUGUUGGUGUUGGUGGUGGUGUGGAUGUUGUUGUGGGUGGUGGUGUUGGUGUUGGUGAUGUUGUUUUUAAACUAAUAUAAAAUGUGACAUGAAUUGGUAGGGUACUUUCGUUAGCAGGGAACUUGCAUUAGAUAGGUACUUGCAUUAGCAAGGAACUUUCAUUAGCCGGAUACUUUCAUUAGCAGGAUACUUUCAUUAGCAGGGUACUUCCAUUAGCAGUAAACUUGCAUUGGUAGAGUACUUGCAUUGGUAGGGUACUUGCAUUAGAAGGGCAUUUGCAUUAGCAGGGAACAUUCAUUAGCAGGGAACUUUUAUUUUGCAGGGUAUUUUCAUUAGCAGGGUACUUUCAUUAGCAGGGAACUUGCAUUAGCAUGGUACUUGCAUUAGCAGGGAACUUAUAUUAGCAGUGUACUUCCUUAAGCAGCAGGAAACUUGCAUUGGUAGGGUACUUUCAUUAGCAGGGAACUUGCAUUAGCAGGGUAUUUUCAUUAGCAGGGUACUUGCAUUAGAAGGGCACUUGCAUUAUCAUGGAACUCGCAUUAGCAGGGUACUUUCACCAGCAGGGUAGUAGAUCUUGCUGGGUUCUUUCAUUAGAAGGCUCCUGGCAUUAUCAUGGUACUUUCAUUAGCAGGGAACUCGCAUUAGCAGGGUAUAUGUGUUAGCAGGAAACUUCCAUUAGCAGGAAACUUGAACUAGCAGCGAACUUGAAUUUGCAGGGCACGCGCAUUCGUGUAGAAUUUGCAUUAGCAAACACCUUGAAUUAGCAGAGAGCUUCCAGCAUCAGUUUCCUUGCAUAAGUAUGACAACUGUCAAAUGUUUUAUACACAUGUUUUGACUCUUGUUAAUUGUAAGAGAGGGUAGGGGUAAUGUGACUGACCCGUUCAAUAAUCAUCCCAUUAUUUAAAUAAAAACACGGAGCACGGUCUCAUCUUAAUAAUGUGUAGGUCAUCAUGUAGGUCAUCAUGUAGGUCAUCACGUAGGUCAUCAUGGAGGUCAUCAUGUAGGUCAUCAUGGAGGUCAUCAUGUAGGUCAUCAUGUAGGUCUUCCCGAAGUGCCGGAUUCACCAAAAGACAAAUGAGGCACGCGGCUAAUGGCCACGUGACCAGGGAUUCUACAUUUUAGGUGGGGGUAAGGAAAGGGGGGGGGGGGCGUGAUCUUAAGUUGAACUUACUUGUAAUGCCGUAAUGUAUAGUUCUGAGGGGCAUCUCAAUACAUGAUCGGCUAAUGGCCACGUGACCAGGGAUUCUACAUUUUAGGUGGGGGUAAGGAAAGGGGGGGGGGGGCGUGAUCUUAAGUUGAACUUACUUGUAAUGACGUAAUGUAUAGUUCUGAUGGGCAUCUCAAUACAUGACACGUUAUAGAAGCAAGGGGAGAAAAGAGCAAAGUAAGGGAAACAACACAAAGUAAAUGUAUUCCCUAUUACUGAAAUCAUCAAAGGGAGGAUACCGAGAAAGUAAACCCUUUAGACGACAGCAGGAUGAAUAGAGUUUUUUUAAAAUAAAAUUCUAUGUCUGUCAACUGGAAAAAUAAGCGACCAAACAUAUUUGAUUCUUGCGAUUUUUAACAAAAGUUUGGCUCGAACUGAAAGUGAAGGAUAUUUGAAGGGGUCGGGGAGGGAAAAGCCGUGUCUUACCUUGACUGUUCGCCCCGAACACACAUGCAAUGCCUUUAUAUAAACCACACAAUGACGUACGGGCAUUCUAACCCUACCCGCCCCACCCCAAGAGGCGCUAUACUUUGACAGCACAUCAUACAAGGGUGGAAUCCAAAUGUUUCAAUUCGGCUCUGUCAGCAUGCAGCUAGCCAGCAAUAGGAAGUGGGACGUGAAGCUAGCCAGCAAUGGCCUGGUGAUAGGAGAGAGACGUGAAGCUAGCCAGCAAUGGCCUGGUGAUAGGAUUGAGAUGGGAAGCUAGCCAGCCAUGGCUUGACGAUAGGAAUUGAAACGUGAAACUAGCCAGCAAUGGCCUUGUGAUAGGAGUGAGAUGGGAAGCUAGCCAGCCAUCGCUUGACGAUAGGAAGUGAAACGUGAAGCUAGCCAGCAAUGACCUGGUGAUAGGAAUGAGAUGGGAAGCUAGCCAACCAUGGCUUGACAAUGGGAAGUGAGACGUGAAGCUAGCCAGCAAUGGCCUGGUGAUAGGAGUGAGAUGGGAAGCUAGCCAGCCAUGGCUUGACGAUAGGAAGUGAGAUGUGAAGCUAGCCAGCAAUGGCCUGGUGAUAGGAAGUGAGAUGUGAAGCUAGACAGCAAUGGCCUGGUGAUAGGAAGUGAAACGUGAAGCUAGCCAGCCAUGGCUUGACGAUAGGAAGUGAAACGUGAAGCUAGCCAGCAAUGGUCUAGUGAUAGGAAGUGAGAUGUGAAGCUAGCCAGCAAUUGCUGGACGAUAGGAAGUGAAACGUGAAGCUAGCCAGCCAUGGCUUGACAAUAGGAAGUUAAACGUGAAGCUAGCCAGCAAUGCCUUGGUGAUAGGAAGAGAGAUGUGAAGCUAGCCAGCAAUGGCUUGACGAUAGGAAGUGAAACGUGAAGCUAGCCAGCAAUGGCCUGGUGAUUGGAGUGAGAUGGGAAGCUAGCCAGCCAUGGCUUGACGAUAGGAAGUGAAACGUGAAGCUAGCCAGCAAUGGCCUGGUGAUAGGAAGUGAGAUCAGAAGCUAGACAGCAAUGGCCUGGUGAUAGGAAGUGAAACGUGAAGCUAGCCAGCAAUGGCUUGACGAUGGGAAGUGAAACGUGAAGCUAGCCAGCAAUGGCCUAGUGAUAGGAAGUGAGAUGUGAAGCUAGCCAGCAAUGGUUUGACGAUAGGAAGUGAAACGUGAAGCUAGCCAGCAAUGGUCUAGUGAUAGGAAGUGAGAUGUGAAGCUAGCCAGCAAUUGCUGGACGAUAGGAAGUGAAACGUGAAGCUAGCCAGCCAUGGCUUGACAAUAGGAAGUUAAACGUGAAGCUAGCCAGCAAUGCCUUGGUGAUAGGAAGAGAGAUGUGAAGCUAGCCAGCAAUGGCUUGACGAUAGGAAGUGAAACGUGAAGCUAGCCAGCAAUGGCCUGGUGAUUGGAGUGAGAUGGGAAGCUAGCCAGCCAUGGCUUGACAAUAGGAAGUUACAUGUGAAGCUAGCCAGCAAUGGCUUGGUGAUAGGAAGUGAGAUGUGAAGCUAGCCAGCAAUGGCUUGACGAUAGGAGUAAGAUAGGAAGUUAGCCAGCAAUGGCCUGGGGAUAGGAGUGAGAUGUGAAGCUAGCCAGCAAUAGCCUGGUGUUAGGAAGUGAGAUGUGAAGCUAGCCAGCAAUGGCCUGUUGAUAGGAAAUGAGAUGUGAAACUAGCCGGCAAUGGCCUGGUGAUAGGAAGUGAGAUGUGAAGCUAGCCAGCAAGCGCUUGACGAUAGGAAGUGAAACGUGAAGCUAGCCAGCAAUAGCUUGACGAUAGGAAGUGAAACGUGAAGCUAGCCAGCCGUGGCUUGACAAUAGGAAAUGAGAUGUGAAGCUAGCCAGCAAUGGCUUGGUGAUAGGAAGUGAGAUGUGAAGCUAGCCAGCAAUGGCUUGUGAUAGGAAGUGAGAUGUGAAGCUAGCCAGCAAUGGCUUGGUGAUAGGAAGUGAGAUGUGAAGCUAGCCAGCAAUGGCCUGGUGAUAGGAAGUGAGAUGUGAAGCUAGCCAGCAAUGGCCUGGUGAUAGGAGUAAGAAGGGAAGCUAGCCAGCCAUGGCUUGACGAUAGGAAGUGAAAAGUGAAGCUAGCCAGCAAUGGCCUGGUGAUAGGAGUAAGAUGGGAAGCUAGCCAGCCAUGGCUUGACGAUAGGAAGUGAAACGUGAAGCUAGCCAGCAAUGGCCUGGUGAUAGGAAGUGAGAUGUGAAGCUAGCCAGCAAUGGCCUGGUGAUAGGAGUAGGAUGGGAAGCUAGCCAGCCAUGGCUUGACGAUAGGAAGUGAAACGUGAAGCUAGCCAGCAAUGGCAUGGUGAUAGGAGUAAGAUGGGAAGCUAGCCAGCCAUGGCUUGACGAUAGGAAGUGAAAAGUGAAGCUAGCCAGCAAUGGCCUGGUGAUAGGAAGUGAGAUGUUUCCAUCAUGUAAUGAAACAAAUUGUGCUUGUAUGGGGGUUAAGCGUGUAUUGUCUUACGCUUGCUCACAUUCUUUUAAUGGGCCUUUCACUUAUAUUGGUGGUCAGCAAAUCGCGGCUCGCGAGCCGCAUGCGGCUCUUUAGCGACCUGAGUGCGGCUCGGCCAGUCGGGCACAAAUCGGUUUUGACUCCGAAAAAAAUAUUUCCUGUCAGAUUCUUGAGAGAAAUUUGGCUCUCAAUUUUUUCUUAAUUGUCCUGCAGCUGAUUUUUGGCUCUUUUGACUAAUAAGUCUGCCGACCACUGACUAAUAAGUCUGCCGACCACUGACUAAGAAGUCUGCCGACCACUGACUAAUAAGUCUGCCGACCACUGACUAAUAAGUCUGCCGACCACUGACUAAGAAGUCUGCCGACCACUGACCUAUACAUAGGCGUAUCCAAUAAAUAAAUCUUCCUUCAUAGCAAAAAUGCUAAAUAAUUUAAACACCUCAUUGGAAAUAUCCUAUGAAUCAGCAAUCUCUCUUUCUCUCUCUCUCUCUCUCUCUCUCUCUCUCUCUCUCUCUAUAUAUAUAUAUAUAUAUAUAUAUAUAUAUAUAUAUAUAUAUAUAUAUAUAUCUCUCUCUCUCUCUCUCUCUCUCUCUCUCUCUCUCUCUCUCUCUCUCUCUCUCUCUCUCUCUAUCUCUCUCUCUCUCCCUCCAUCUCUCUCUCUAUAUAUAUAUAUAUAUAUAUAUAUAUUUGCUACUGCACAUAAAUUCUUUUAUGCAUGAAAUAUUUGUUUUGGAAAAUCGAGCUCCCGGCAAGAACGCUGGUGAACAUUUACAUUUUUAACUAGUUUCUAUUUCUUGUCGUAUCAUUUGUUCCGUCUGCCGAGGAAGGCUCUUAGCCGAAACGUUCUUCUUUUAUUUUCCCGUCUUUCGAUUCCAGUUUCCACAACCCUGUUCAACUAUUUCCUUGUGACGCUUUAGCCUUUUGAAACGCCAGUUAUUGUUAGCAAUGAUUAUCUUUAAUAAUCCAUACGUUCUUUUAUUAAUUAGGAAUCAGAGACAUUGACCUAAAUUAUUAACCUCCUGGAAAUCAAGUAUUGAUUUAUUUUUUUUUAAUUUUUUUUUUUUUUGGUUGAUUUUUUUUGCACAUUAAAAAAUUAUUCUUUUUUAAAAUUUCAUUUCUUAAUCUGGUUCUUGUUAUCCUUGUUAUUCCCGGCAUCGUUAGCAUAAAUCAAUUUAAUUAGGAUCAGAGAUGAAAUGAACUUAAAUUUUGAAUGUUUAAAAAGGCUAAAGGUAACUAGUGCUCCAUGCCAUGACUUAUUUGGCGACUGAAACAGCUGGACUGUUUGUUCAUCAAUGGAGCGGACGUUCGCAUAGGGAUGUUCAUAAGUUGAUGGUUUCAUCUUCAAUUAAUCAUCACCCAUCAUCUUGCAUCAACCGAAGGAUGAAAAAUAUGGGUCAGGCCCUUCUUGUGUUGGAUCCGAGCAGUGGUUCUCAGCCGUGUUAGUUCCGCCACCGUUUGAUUACAUUCGCCAAGCUGGUGACACCCACAACCGAGAAGUUGACUUGGGGGGGGGGAGUGGGGGUGGGGGGUGGAGAGAUAUAAAUAGGAAGGUGGGCGGUGAGGACCGACCCCUCUGUACCCCCUUCCUGCCGACCCCUCUGUACCCCCUUCCCGCACCGUAUGGGAGAUUGAAUUAUCAAUAAAUUAUACUUAUUUGUAAUCUUGCAAAAAAAAAAAAUCUGAAAUAUCUGAAGUGUUCACGAGAUCUUGGCGACCAAAGGCUUGAGAACCAUUGGAUUAAAGUGCUCAGAAGAAAGAGUAAUACCAGACGACCAUGCUUUUCUGCUAGCUCUUCCGCCUCCUAAGUCUAUUCCAUUUACAUCCCUGUCACCACAUACAAAGGUCAUGGACAUUAGCCCCCAGCUACCCCCUGUCACCACAUACAUGGGUCAUGGACAUUAGCCACGAGCUACUCCCCUGUCACCAUAUACAUGGGUCAUGGACAGUAGCCACGAGCUACCCCCUGUCACCACAUACAUGGAUCAUGGACAAUAGCCACGAGCUACUCCCCUGUCACCACAUACAUGGGUCAUGGACAGUAGCCACGAGCUACCCCCUGUCACCACAUACAUGGGUCAUGGACAGUAGCCACGAGCUACUCCCCUGUCACCACAUACAUGGGUCAUGGACAGUAGCCACGAGCUACCCCCCUGUCACCACAUACAUGUGUCAUGGACAGUAGCUACGAGCUACCCCCCUGUCACCACAUACAUGGGUCAUGGACAGUAGCUACGAGCUACCCCCCGUCACCAAAUACAUGGGUCAUGGACAAUAGCCAAGAGACACCCCAUACCUGGGUCCUGGACAGUAGCCACGAGCCACCCCCCUGUCACCACAUACAUGGGUCAUGGACAGUAGCUACGAGCUACCCCCCUGUCACCACAUACAUGGGUCAUGGACAGUAGCUACGAGCUACCCCCUGUCACCACAUACAUGGGUCAUGGACAAUAGCCACGAGCUACUCCCCUGUCACCACAUACAUGGGUCAUGGACAGUAGCCACGAGCUACCCCCCUGUAACCACAAACAUGGGUCAUGGACAGUAGCUACGAGCUACCCCACUGUCACCACAUACAUGGGUCAUGGACAGUAGCCACGAGCUACCCCCCUGUCACCACAUACACGGGUCAUGAGCGAUGGCCACUAGCUACCUUCCCACCCCCCCCCCCCCUACACACGUCAUGUUCUUGUCCUUCUAAUCUGAUCCAUUCAUUAACAUCCUAGACACUGGGCUCCCUUAUUGACCAGCCUCGGGUUUACUCCAGGACCUUCUUCCUUGCAACGCGAAGCUCUCACGAGGGCUGGUGUCAAAUAUGUUCCGGGCGAGAACAAACUCAUGCAACUUUAAAAGCCCAGACACACUGUCAAUAAUUUGGGCGGGACGUUUGGUGGAGGCCAUCUGGUGGUCCGAGGGGUUGUGUGUGUGUGGGGGGAUGGUGGGGUUCUGUGAGGGGGGAUUUUUAAAGGUCAUGGUCAUCAGGUGUCACAGCACCAGCUUAUCGAUAUCUCUACGAACGAUGAUUUGCGACAGCGUCGAAUGUGAUCAAUAAUCAAUUUCCUCUGUCAUUCGGGACGUAGCAUCUUCUGCCAGGAUUAUGUAUUGAUAGAAACCAGCAAGCAUCGAUCCAAUUUGUAGUGGGAUUGGGGGGGGGGAGGAUGCUAACAACCAAAAACAUACAAGGGGGUGGGGAGUACUGAACAAAUUCAAACAUCAUAUGGUGUAUCUUUGUUUUUGUUCAGUGCCAUUUGGGAUAAAUCAGUCCACCUUCCCUAUACAUUCACAACGUAAAGAAGUUGCAUAGAUGCAUAGCAUUUAGCCCAGGUCGACAUACCAUAUAUUGGUUAUGGUAUUGCACAAUUCGGUCUUGGUUACAUCGAGAUUGUGUCAUGACACAGUCGUGUACUGCGACUAUUCACGCUCUAAAUCUCUGCAUUAAGCUCUCAUGAGAAAUGUACCUUUUAAACACGUGCAAAGAUUGCCUACUUGUUAGCCUAGCUCUAUAGUAGAAUCACACGACCCAUUUAAAACAAUGUUUUCCCUGUAAAUCCUUCAUAUGCCUUGUUGUUUGCAUUCGUGUAAAUGUACGUGAGUUAUCGUUCAUCAAGAAGCGGUUCAGUAAGUGGGUCAAUUCAGGCGAAAACACGUUUCAUUUUACGUCAAUUCUGCCAUUAAAAUACAUUUUACUUUUACUGCGUAUCCAAAUACGUCACAAAUACAAAGCACAUAGCGACCGACAGCUACACAAUUAAACUCCACACCAAAGCACGCAGCCGUCGAAAAACAGGGGAAAAAUAGUUUUAGCGUUGGGGGUGGGGUGGAAAUUUGAAAGAAUGUGUCGUCAUCGGCAACAAAUCCGUGUGCCGAGUUUCAGCUCGAUUGGAUGAUGGGAAGUGGGUCAUUUAGCCUUCCGAAGAUUUUGUCACAGCACACAAACAAAAGCGAAGUUAAUACGAAGGAUUUGAAAAAAUAAAAAGGGAAGACAAUUAUAUUUAUCGUAAGAACUAAGUGUACUAAGCCGCAUGUUUCUAUUAAUGCUAGAUGGUGCUGAGACAAGUAGAAGGCGAUCCGAUUGGCAAAUUAAAACACAUAAACAAAUGCAAUUCGUUGCCAUAUAUGGCAUAGGACAUUGGCCUAUUUAUUUAAGUUGUAGCCCCAGAUACAACGUUAUCUCACCAUUCACUGUCAUUCGCUGUCAUUCGCUGUCAUUCGCUGUCAUUCGCUGUCAUUCGCUGUCAUUCGCUGUCAUUCGCUGUCAUUCGCUGUCAUUCGCUGUCAUUCGCUGUCAUUCACUGUCAUUCACUGUCAUUCACUUUCACUCACUGUCACUCACUGUCAUUCACUGUCAUUCACUGUCAUUCACUGUCAUUCACUGUCAUUCACUGUCAUUCACUGUCAUUCACUGUCAUUCACUGUCAUUCACCGACAUUCACUGUCAUUCACUGUCAUUCACUGUCAUUCACUGUCAUUCACUUUCAUUCACUGUCAUUCACUGACAUUCACAGUCAUUCAGUGUCAUUCGCUGUCAUUCAGUUUAAUUCAAUGUCACUCAUUGUAAGAAUGAGGGUUGUUUUAAUUUAAUUUCAGACAUGAUACAUUUUUGCUAGUAUACAGGCAUUUAAAGUGGGCCCGUUGGUAAUUUGAUGGGCGUCAAUUAGUAUAUUAAUAUAUGGGUAAGUAUUAAAGUACAUAGGUCAAUUAGUAUACAAAUAUAUUGAUCCGUUAGUGUAUAAAUAUGUGGGUCCUUAAGUAUAUCAAUAUAUUGUCCAAUUAAUAUAUAAUAUGGGUACGUUAGUGUAUAAAUAUGGGGGGUCCAAAAGUAUAUAAAUACGUGGGUCAAUAGUAUAAAAAUGUGUGGGUCAGUUAGUAUAUAAAUAUAGUAUAUGGGUCAGUAGGUGUACAAGUAUGUGGGCAAUAAUACAUAGGUCUCUUAGUUUAUCAAUGAUAAUGUGCGAGUCAGUUAGUAAAUUGAUAAUAAUAUCUAAGUCAUUUAGUAUAUUUAAAAUAACAUGUUGGACAGUUAGUAUAUAGCUAUUUGGGUCAGUUAGCGUAUCAAUAAAAUUGAUUUGAUUCGCCACCAUUCCCCUGAUGCAGCGUUGUAGUUUUUACUCCACUAGGUCAGCUGACACAGUUCCCAUGAUGCCAUGAAUUUCUCCACCCUCCCGCCCCAGUCCAUCAAACUCCUCUCCUCUUUGUACCCCAACUGUGUCAAAGUGGUCAGCAGUGUCCAGAGUGAAGUGACCCUUGGUGGCAAACAUCGGCGCCCCGUGCGAGACGAAGAGUCAGAUUUUGGCGCCCUGGUGUACAUCGUGGUGGUUCUCGUGUUUUACUCAGCAGGUGCCCGCUAGAUAACUUAUUAGAUUAUCUGUAAGCUAUUUAAUUAAUGGAUGUUCAAUGAUGAUCUUUCAGGUGGUUGGGACUCGGGUGGAUGGGACCCAUCGUAAGAGAAGGAAAUCUUUGAACUCGAACCCGGAGACGGAGUCCCGUAGGCGGUACAACAUUGACACAUUGGAAAUUCCAACUCCCGCGACGCUACUGGCGUCAAGCUGUAUCAUCCACACAAGAUGAGCCCUUUGGAUGUUCAAAUCGGUGAAGCGAUGUAAUUUGCUCUCUAUGUAACCAGCUUGUCCUUACUAAAAGAAAAAUCUCAGGGCUACGAGAUUUCAUCUCCAGAAGUCUACAGCAUCAUUAAAAAAAGUAGGGUUCUGUGUGGUUCGGUAGCGUAGCUCUGAGGAUGCGUGGGGUGAAGACCCCCUUGGUGACACCCACUCAAGGCGAUGACAGCUGAUGGAAAUUUGACAGAGCUCUCUUAUCUCUUGGGUCGGUUUUAUUAGUGAUCUAAGUUAAAUAAAAGAGCGGGGUGCCACCAGAGCAGGGUGCCACCAGAACAGGGUGCCACCAGAACAAGUUGCCACCAGAGAAGGGUGCCACCAGAACAAGUUGCCACCAGAGCAGGGUGCCACCAGAACAAGUUGCCACCAGAGCAGGGUGCCACCAGAACAAGUUGCCACCAGAGCAGGGUGCCACCAGAACAAGUUGCCACCAGAGAAGGGUGCCACCAGAACAAGUUGCCACCAGAGAAGGGUGCCACCAGAACAAGUUGCCACCAGAGAAGGGUGCCACCAGAACAAGUUGCCACCAGAGAAGGGUGUCAAUAAAGCAGGCUUACUCGAGAAGUCGAUGUAAAGUCUGGAGGGGUCUCCAUGUUAUAUUUCUACAGGUGUAAUAUUGAUGAUUGUAUUGCUAUACGUACGUAUGGCUGUUGUAACUAUACAGGUGUAAUGUUUAUUGUUGAGUUGCUGUAGGUUUCACGUUGAUUGUUAAUUUCUACAGUGUAUCUCGAUUGUUGUUUUUCUAACAGAUGUAAUAAUGAUUGGUGUAUUUCUACAGGUGUAAUGGUGAUGAUUGUCCGUUACCUGAAGACAGAAAAGAAAGAACUCGAGGAAGAGGCGGCCCUGGAGAAUUUCUUCAAGUACAUGCCAGACCGGAAACAAGAGCAGGAGCACAGGGUCAACCGAGUGGCCAUCCACGCCUUCCACACGCUGACCUCUAUCUCCUACGAUGAGGAGGAACUGGACGAACGUGACCUUAUUUCCGAGGAACCAUCUCCAGAGCAUCAGAUCUCCACAAGGAAAAGCGUGGAUAGAAACUGUUCCGAUAACCAAAUGUUUCAACAAUUAUAAAAACCUUCAGGAAAUAAAUAGUUUUACUAGAUCGAUGGCAUCGUGUAAACAUGGGCAUCUUCUAAGUCGACAUUUGAACAUGGACAUCUUCUAAGGCGAUAUUUGAACAUGGACAUCUUCUAAGGCGACAUUUGAAAAAUGGACAUCUUCUAAGGCGACAUUUGAACAUGGACAUCUUCUAAGUCGACAUUUGAACAUGGACAUCUUCUAAGGCGACAUUUGAACAUGGACAUCUUCUAAGGCGACAUUUGAACAUGGACAUCUUCUAAGGCGACAUUUGAACAUGGACAUCUUCUAAGGCGACAUUUGAACAUGGACAUCUUCUAAGGCGACAUUUGAACAUGGACAUCUUCUAAGGCGACAUUUGAACAUGGACAUCUUCUAAGGCGACAUUUGAACAUGGACUUCUUCUAAGGCGACAUUUGAACAUGGACUUCUUCUAAGGCGACAUUUAAACAUUGACAUGUAUUGAGGCGACAUUUAAACAUUGACAUGUAUUGAGGCGACAUUUAUACGGGGACAUCUUCUAAGGCAACUUUUAAACAAUGACAUCUCCUAAGGUGACAUUUUGAACAUGGACAUCUAAGGCGACAUUUUAACACAUACCUCUUCUAAGGCGACAUUUGAACAUGGACAUCUUCUAAGACGACAUUUAAACAAUGAAAUCUCCUAAGGUGACAUUUGAACAUGGACAUCUAAAGCAACAUUUGAACAUAGCCAUCUUCUAAGGUGAAAUUUAAAUAUUGACAUGUAUUAAGGCGACAUUUAUACGGGGGCAUCUUCUAAGGCAACUUUUAAACAAUGACAUCUCCUAAGGUGACAUUUUGAACAUGGACAUCUAAGGCGACAUUUUAACACAGACCUCUUCUAAGGCGACAUUUGAACAUGGACAUCUUCUAAGACGACAUUUAAACAAUGAAAUCUCCUAAGGUGACAUUUGAACAUGGACAUCUAAACCAACAUUUGAACAUGGACAUCUUCUAAGACAUUUAAACAAUGACAGCUCCUAAGGCGACAUUUAAACAUGGACAUCGUCUCAGGCGAAAUUUUAAUAUGUACAACUUCUAAGGCGACAUUUUAACAUGGAAAUCUUCUAAGGCGACAUUUUAACAUGGAAAUCUUCUAAGGCGACAUUUUAACAUGGACAUCUUCUAAGGCGACUUUUGAACAUGGACAUCUCUUUGAUGGCAACAAAUAGAUGGACAUCAGGUCAAUGAAUAAAUAUUAACGUCUUAACAAUGGCAGUUUUAGUUUAAACUAUGGACAUGGACUAUGGACUAUGGUCAAGGCAGUAUCGCGAUAUUGAGUCCAGGAACUUUGACCCUGUUGUCACCAUUUAUUAGCUUUGCCCAGUAGUCUCUGAGCAAAUGAAAGAUAAAUGUUGGCUGUGUGAAAAGUAAAUUUCGCCAUAUAUGUCCUAAAGGGUGGGACGAAAAAGAACGGGAUGUCGCAAAAAAAUAUUUAAUUAAAGGUGAUGGAACACGUCAGGCAGAAGUAUUUGAUAUUUAUUUUUGUUGGAUAUUGAAACCGGUUCGAAAAGUCAAAUUUAUAUAAUCAACAAAUACGACUCACACAAAUACGACCCACAUAAAUGCGACCCACCCACAUACUGAUACGUCUGGCAAAGUUAUAAGCAUGGUCAUUGCUCCGGUCAGCAACCAUCUUAGUAUCACACACUGAUACGUCAAAGUAUCACACAGGAACAAACAUGGAGGCUGCAAUGAAAGCAAACAAACUAUGCUGUUCUUUUUUAGUGGUCAAUAGAAUUCCAAGAUAUACUUUGGUCAAUAGAGUAUUUGUGUGCUCGGGAUUUCGUCACUAAUAACUUUUAAAAAAUCAAAAGUGGUAGUUUUGAUGACCUUAACACAGCAAUGUGUUGAUUUUGUAAAUAAAAAUCUUAACAGUUCAAACCAAAAAUUUGUGUUUUUAAAUCUAAGUUAAGAGUAGAAAUUAUGAUUAAAUGACGUCAUUCUUUGUGAAUGGCAUCCCUCUGGGAUUCAUCGAUUGGGUGUCUCGUAGCCCUACAAAUACUGUUAUCAUUGUCAGAGCAUUCUUUCAUAAAAAUAAUCAGUGACUGAAUAUCCGAAUACAUUUGCUGCUUUCAGUUUCUUCACUGCCGUGAUAGUUCACCCUGCCGUGCAAGACCGAAUACAGCAGAAACUAAUAAAAUACGUGAAACCAAGUGGUGAUGUGUCAGAUACUUCAUACUGCCGUGCAAGACCGAAUACAGCAGAAACUAAUAAAAUACGUGAAACAAAGUGGAGAUGUGUCAGAUACUUCAUACUGCCGUGCAAGACCGAAUACGUCAGAAACUAAUAAAACACGUGAAAGCAAAGUGGGUGCUAGCGGGCCGCAAGUGGCCCGCGGGCCGUAUGUUGUGCAGGCCCGCGUUUUUGUCCCCCUCACCCUUUUUCGAUGAGAAAUUUUUCCCGCCUUCAAAUAAAUGCACACGUGCAAUGAAGUGUGAGAUGAACCCACACGUUCCACCGUGAACAAUGAAUGUAAAACAUGUACUGUUUUUGUUCCAGACAAGUUAAAUAACU
Messenger RNA from Lymnaea stagnalis (great pond snail), 28780 nucleotides. The record is from the annotation of a GenBank genome assembly. NCBI's taxonomy places the organism in Eukaryota, Metazoa, Mollusca, Gastropoda, Lymnaeidae.